CCAAAAUAUCGCUGGUUACGAAGUCAGAGAUCACCCAUGUAUCCACGCCUAACGAGAAACCUAAUGGCCGAUUGAGCGUGUCAUGAGAUUACGCAGACCAUUCUUCUUGCUCUGUGCUACAAAAAUUCGCCAUAUGAGAGCAACCUGACUUCUCGCGCAAUCGUAAACAACGAAGCCAGGGGCCAAAACAAACACUCGUCGCUCCCAAGAUGUCGUUCUUAUUUGGUCGUCGCCCACGGGCGAGCACAGUAGAUCUGCCAAAGCAGGCAAAGGAGCUCAUGGUGAAGCUAGACGGACCUGUUGGAACCACCAAAGCCGAGGAACUUGCGAAGACCUUAUCACAGAUGAAGUUGGUUCUGCAAGGCACUCAAGAAAUCGAAAGCAGUCCAGAGCAAGUGUACGCCUUGGUGACAGGAUUGAUCCAAGAAGACUUGCUAUACCUCCUCGCGGUCAACCUCUGGCGGCUACCUUUCGAGUCGAGAAAAGAUGCCCAAGUUAUAUUCUCCUAUGUCCUACGAUUUCGACCCCAUACAGCAUCACCAAAAAGCGAGCCCCUUGCUUUGAGCUAUGUUAUCAAUAAUCGCCCAGAGGUCCUUGUGGAGUUAUGCAAUGGAUACGACCAUAAGGAGAGUGCUACACCGGCCGGGACUGUCCUCAGAGAAGUCUUGAAGAGUGACACGGCUGCUGCUAUAUUACUGUACGAUGAUCCAUCAGAUGCUGGACCAGGUCCUAAAGGUAUUAGUGGGAUCAAUCCAGAAUUGAAGCAAAGCGGGAAUGGUGUUUUCUGGAAAUUCUUCAAGUGGAUUGAUCAGGGCUCAUUUGAAGUAAGCGCAGAUGCGUUUACAACUUUUCGGGAGUUGUUGACAAGACACAAACAACUUGUGGCACAGUACUUGUCGACAAACUUUGACCUAUUCUUUGACAAGUAUAACAAUAUCUUGGUAAAAUCAGAGAGUUAUGUCACGAAGCGUCAAUCUAUAAAAUUACUGGGCGAGAUCCUCCUGGACCGAGCAAAUUAUACCGUAAUGACAGCGUAUGUUGACCGGGGAGAGCAUCUGAAGAUCUGCAUGAAUCUCCUCAGAGACGAGCGGAAGAUGGUUCAGUACGAAGGUUUCCACGUCUUCAAAGUCUUUGUUGCCAAUCCCCACAAAUCAAUUGCAGUACAGAAGAUAUUGCUCAUCAAUCGAGAACGACUAUUAACUUUCUUGAAGCAUUUCUUGGAGGAUAGGACGGAGGAUGAGCAAUUUAUUGACGAGAGAGAGUUCUUGAUCAAACAAAUCAAGAACAUGCCUCCCGCACCGGUCGAACCAACACAGAAGCCUGCCCUACUUGGCUCACAAUCGAGGUAAAUAGUGACUAGGUUGCAGGGGAAGGAUGGGAGACAUAUGGGCAUGCUGGAUAGAGCACUUGGAGUUCUGGGCAUUGGGUCUUGAAGAUCGAUAGCGAUUGUUGGAGUAGGCUAGGCGUUGUUUGCAUUUUGUCAAUGAGAUUGUUGUUGGUACCAUGAGACUAGUCAUUUUGUUGGCUACCACGUAGUUCAACAUGUGCAGAAAGGCUGCGCCCCUCCC
Molecule: messenger RNA, 1568 nt
Organism: Mollisia scopiformis
Lineage: Eukaryota; Fungi; Ascomycota; Leotiomycetes; Helotiales; Mollisiaceae
Product: conidiophore development protein-like protein hymA
Exons: 4
Coding region: 210-1349 (379 amino acids)
Biological process (GO): intracellular signal transduction
Molecular function (GO): protein serine/threonine kinase activator activity
Source: RefSeq, a predicted model, not a curated record